AGCAGGCGCUGGGUGUGUGUGUGGAUAGGCUGUGGCUGCCGAUAGCUGCGCCAAUCUCUGCUGUUUUUAAAAAUAGAUAUUCCUAUAUCCAUGUAUUCCUCCUUAUAUCCCUGUAUAUGUCCGUGUAUACAUCCCUAUAUCCUUGUAUAUAUUCCUAUAUUCGUGUAUACAUCCCUAUGUCUAUCUCUUUAGCCUUGUAUAUAUCCUUACAUAUCCCUAUAUUCUUGUAUAUAUCCCUAUAUCCUUAUAUACCUUAUAUAUGUCCCUAUAUUUGUGUAUACAUCCCUAUAUCUAUCUCUCUAUCCUUGCAUAUAUCUUUAUACAUCCCUAUAUUUGUGUAUACAUCCCUAUAUCUAUCCCUAUAUCCACAUAUGUAUCCUUAUACCCUUGUAUAUAUCCCUAUAUCUGUGUAUAUAUCCCUUUGUGUAUACAUCCCUAUAUCCUUAUGUAUAUCCCUAUCCCAAUGCCUAUAUUUUGCUAAUAUAUUAUAUAUGACACAUAUAUACACCCUUCAGUUUCUGUUACGUGCAUUUGAUGCCUAUACAACACCAAAGCAUGCUUUGUAUAGGUGUGCGGUUAUAUACGCAUAUACACGCCGACGUCUCUGCCAUUCCUCCAUACGGUAACGCCCACCUGUGCCUCUCAUACUUGUGCAAAUAUAUACCGCCGUGUGUACACAAGCCGACGUGUCACGAGCGCGUACAGGUGAGGAGGUGCGUGCAGCCACGUAUAGGUGUGACGGGGGCUCGCACACCCCCCGUGCUCGUGGCUGAGCUGUGUUGGGUGGCACCUGAGCUGGGUGCGAGCCCCCUGGGCCAAACGGGGUGCCGGAGGUGCCCGGUGCCUCCUGGUUGUGUCGCCACACGCCCAGGGCUGAUGGCCGGGAAGGAGCCGCUGCUGAGCGCCCUCAGAGGUGAGGUGCUGCAGCUGCGGGAGGACGGGGGGCCCUGCACGGACACCUCACCUCACCUCGCUGCCGUCUGCCAGCUGCUGGAGAGCGUCCUGCGCAAGGGGCUCCGACAGCCAGUGUGGGGCUUCCGGAGACGGGAUUAUUGGCACUGCCUGGAGCAGCUUCCCCAGGGGGACGGUGGCAGGCCGAAUCCUCUCUCCCUCAGCAUCCAAAGAGCCGCGACCUGCUCCAAGGCGCUGACAGCGCAGGGCCGUGGCCGCUGCUUCCUGCGUUCGGCGCUGCAGGGGAAGGUGCUGGCGGCAGCCCUGCGGCAGCUGGCGCACAGCCCCCGGCUCCUGGAGUUCUAUGACCCAGCGAGCUCCAUCCUCGGCAAUGAAGUCCUCCUGGAGCCUUUCCUCUCGCUGGUGCUGGUGGUGACAGAGAUGGAUUUCUCCCUGGAUCUGCAGAACUGCAGCUUCUUGGACGAGAGCUGGCUGCUGCCGGUGUGCAUCACUUAUGAGACGGUCCCGUGCCGAGUGCUGGGGAUGGUGAUCAGGUACGUGGACGGCCGAGUCUUUGUCACCGAGGUGCUCCCCGAGAGCCAGGCGGAGGUGGACAAGGUGGUGCUGGCCGGUGAUGUCCUGGACGAGAUCAACGGCUGCUCGCUGCGCAAUGCCUCCAGCGGGCAGGUGGGCGGCACAGAGGGCUGGCGCAUCCUCCCCUCUCCCUCCCCUGCCCGUCCUCCCUCUGCUCCCCUCCAUCCUCCCCUGCAGGCCGGGGCGAUGGUGCAGAAGCUGAAGGGACAGCCGCUGAGCUUCCGCGUGCUGCGGUGGCGGUGGCACGAUGGAGAGGUCUACGAGCCCCUGCUGCCCUACCUGAAGGUCCUGAAGGAGAAAGAGCCCCGCUUCCAGCUCCAGCGCCGCCCCCGGCGCCGGGCCGAGAGGGAGACGAGGAAGGUGCAGGGGGGCAGGCUGCUCUACAACCUGCGGUACCUGGGCCGGAGCGGCGUUGGGACGUUUGGUGGCAAGGAGGUGCUGGAGUGGGCCAUCCCCACCGUGCUGGAGCAGCACUCAGCACCACGGGAGGUUUUAUUUGAUGUAAAGGAAACGGAAAUCCUCGUACAAGAGAAGGCUUCCUCCAAGGUCCUGUUCCGCUACGUCUACCCCGAGGUCUCCUGCGUGGGACGCCGCCGGGAGAGCAGCCAUUUAUUCGCCUUCUGCGUCGUCUCGUCCCCGGAGAGCCCCGAAGGGAACACGUUUGACUGUCUAGUGUUUGCAUCGGGUUCUGAGCAAGAAUGCGAGGAAAUCAUCAAGAGAAUUGGUAAGGGAACACUUUAUUUCUUCAGAUAUAAUUACAGUAAAAUGUGGAGUACCAAGAAUUGCUAUUCCAUGCCACCACAUGCAAGAUCUAACAAUUGCUUUUGUUGAGAUUACUAAGAUGAAUAGAUACUUCGAUAGGUGUGUUUUUUUUUCCUUUAGAACUGCUUGACAAUUAUUUUAAGAAACAGCUUCUAGGCAUACCCAGAUGUUUCAUUGUUUCCACUAAGCACUUGGAGGAAACUUUGUUUUCUAGGGAUGUUAUUUUACAACAUGCUUUUCCUCUAGGAGCCCAGCCUGCUACUGCAAUUUAACACCAGAUCAAGUGUUAAUAAAUCCCAUCACUUGCAGUUCCUAUUUUUAACCAGCCUAUGUACAAGCUUCCCAAGUUAGGUGGCUCCUGGGCCACCACUGACCCCUGGUUUCUUGUGGGACAUCCUUGCUUGGUGUCCCCUUGGAGGGCUGUGCCCGGCAGGAGGCACCUGCCCCAUGUCUGUGUGGGAUCUGCAGCCCAGCUCCCUCCCCGUGCUGUUACCCUAAAACCUGAAGGCAGCUCCUGAGGCAGUCAGCUGAAGGUGCUGAGAUGGUAACGGUCCCCUCUGUUCAGCUUCCAGCCAGCCCUUGAAAACAAUUAAGUUCACAAUUUAGGUGCGAUGAAUUCUUUUUCCCUCCUGGUUUAGCAGUGAGGAAAAGUGUUGUUUAAAAUCUAACCUUAGGUCGCUUAAAAUCGUAUUUUUAGCAGCUCUGUGGCAGUUACAAUAACGAUCCUAACCAGGGGCCGCGUUUGUUCCAAGUACAUUUGGAGCAGAUAGGAAAGGGUGUUGAGGAAGUUGUGUAAGAGCCCAUGGUAAUGAGCACUUGUUCCUCCAGCUGCAGGAUUUAAACACACCGAGUGGUUUGUCUGAUAAGGGCUGCCCUGGCUUGAGCCCUGUGCUCCCCCCUGCUCUGCUGACCCAGCUCAGACUUAGCCCAAAACUCAGCCCCCCAGGCAGCACCCCCUUGGGUGAGACUCGGGGUCCAGCUCCCGUGCCUGGGGUUGGAGCGGUAUUUUUGUACUUUCAGGACGUUGUUGGAGGAGGAAGUGCUGUAAACGCAUCCGGUCUUAAAACAAUUGCAUGCGAGACCAGUGUUGACUUACUGCCUCCUCUUUUGUAUAAACAACUCCUUUUCUUCCUCCCCAACUGCCUUUCUCUGUGGAUUUUUUUUAUUGAAAUAAAUCAAGAUGGACUAGCUUAAGCUACUUCCUCGUGCAACUUCUGUCUCAACUUCAGCCUUACCAGCAUAUCCUGUUCUUUAAGAAGCGAGGAUAGCCGGUCUAGCAAUUCCCAUUUAAAUGUUAAUUACCUGUUUCAGAUGUAGUCUGAGCAGCUUUUCCGUACCACAGCUUAAUAAGGCCUGGCUGUUCCCAGCAACACUACUAAGAAAACCAGAACUGUGUUAGCAGGAAGCCUGGAGGAACAGGCUGAAGUGCAGGUUUGUGUCUAAUCCUGUUUCAUCAAAAAAGCUUAGCUGGGAAAUGAGGAUCUUACUGAGAGCCUAGCAGCCCUCUCCAGUUUGCUAGGCAGCCCAUCUGCACCCAGGUUGUCUAAUUAGUUCUUACAUUUGCAUACCAUCCUGUGCUGCUACAGCAUGACUACUCUAUUACCUUGGGCUUAGUCAUGGGGCACCAUCACAGGAACAGGGAGAGGCAGAAGCCAGCACCUCAGCCCCACACAGGUGUCCCAGGCUCCAGGACACAGCCCUGUCCCAGCAGGAUAGAGGCUGGGGGUUUCACUGCAGGCAAGCCAGCUGUAACACUUCAACAUGAACUUCCCCUACAGGUACAAAAAGGGAAGAAAAAAAGCUUAGCACUACAGCUGUGCCUUAGCAGCUGCCACCACUAAGCAGUUAUGCUUUAACAAAAUUCCCCCCACAGAAGGCAAGCAGCUGGAGCCUAGCCCAGGCCUGUCCCCCUACCCCUCCUCUGCUCUCUCAGACAGGGCUCCAACUACAGCAAGCCUCCUAAAAACUCAAGGGUGACCAGGGCAAGUUCUCUGGUUGUGUUGACAGCCUAAGUUGCCACAGCAGCAGUCCAGUAUUGCACGCAUCUACUGCUAACAUACUGGAGCCAGAAGUAAGCUUCAAGCCCAUACAAACCAAAUGACAAAGACUCCUCACAUGUGAAUGUAAAACAUUUAAUUUAAAAAUGUUGACACUACAAUAUAUAAAAUAGCUAUUAUAAAUGCACAUAGUGUAUUCUAUAGCUGCCAGGUUUACGUUUUUAGGAAACUGUAAGUUACACUGUGGUUAAGACUUGUAGUUUCACCCUCUGAAAAAGUCCACAUUUGAUCACAGUGAUGUAUGGUCAGACUAACAGCCCCAAUUGUUAAACACUUGGAUCAAGUCAUAACCAGUUUUAUUGCAAAAGGACCCUGUACACAUUUAUAUCAAUUCUAGUACCUUACAAGUUUAGCUACCCAACAAGUCAUUAACAUACAGAAACAUGCAUGAGAAGCAAGAAAGAUCACCCAUCCCUUCUGCAUAUUAGCAACUUGUCACUCCUGAGCAACAAGGCUCACAUCACUGAGGUUUAUGUGAACAGUCACUUUUAGCAUUCAUCCUGAGUGAAAGAUGGAAUGACUUAAGUACAAAUGCAACAUAUUAUAAACAAUUUCUUACAAAAAAGUCACAAAUUAAAACCAAAGUAUUUUACAGAAUUUACUACAAAACACCA
Messenger RNA from Cygnus olor (mute swan), 4918 nucleotides. RefSeq lists its product as uncharacterized. The coding region runs from base 535 to 2316 and encodes 593 amino acids. The transcript is spliced from 14 exons. Gene Ontology annotation, molecular function: protein binding. NCBI's taxonomy places the organism in Eukaryota, Metazoa, Chordata, Aves, Anseriformes, Anatidae. The record is from RefSeq and is a predicted model, not a curated record.